Molecule: messenger RNA, 895 nt
Organism: Motacilla alba alba
Lineage: Eukaryota; Metazoa; Chordata; Aves; Passeriformes; Motacillidae
Gene: C1H13orf42
Product: chromosome 1 C13orf42 homolog
Exons: 3
Coding region: 1-795 (264 amino acids)
Source: RefSeq, a predicted model, not a curated record
AUGUUCAAAAAGAUCCAUUCUAUAUUUCACCCCAACUCCCAGCAAAGAAACGUGACAGAUGACAUCCCUUACAGUGAUGGCGCAGGUUCUGCCGUGAGACUGAUCCGCAGCACUUCUAUGUAUGUCCUUGGAGGUGAGCAGGACAAAGUUAGUGAACCACUAAAAAAGUGCAGAAGUACAACCAGCAUCGACUCUUGCUUUCAGCCAAAAGAGGAGGACAGAGACUGGAUGUACUCUAAGACUCAGGACUGCUUGAAGUACCUACAGGAUCUGCUAGCCUUGAGGAAAAAAUAUCUAGAAAACAUCAAUAAUUUGAAAUCCAUGCAUAUGGCUGCAGAUUCUCCAACAUCCACAAGAUCAUCCAAAACUGGAAAAAAGUCAUUUCUUCCACUUCCUUUCAAAGAGUCUUCUAAGGCAUCCAUGGAAAGAAAAGGCCCACAGUCCAGUUCAGACGUAAGAGAAGCAAUAGCCUUCUUUGACUCAGUCAUUGCAGACCUGGAUUCAGAGAGAUGGCGGAGAGUUCCUGACGUGGAUCUGCCAAAUGUGGAUGUCGAUUUUGAUGUUGCUACCAGUACGAGUGAACACAGUUUGCAUUCAAACUGGAUCCUUCGUGCUCCCCGGAGAUACUCUCAAGAUACUGCCCAAGCAGCUAAGCAAUCUCAAAGAAACAGUCAGAGGAGAACCACUGGCUCUAGGAAAAGGCUGGAAAGGCAUCCCAUGUACCUGCCCAAAGCUGUGGAAGGGGCAUACAGCACUUUAAAAUUUAAGCCUAAAACACGCAAGAAAGAAUGUUGAAAGAAGAAUGUUCCCUUUUCACUUGAAGACAGAAUAUAUGAAAUAGGGCAUGUAGGACCUGAUAUUUUUUUUCUUUUUUACCACUGAUCCAUCACUUACA